GUUAGAAAGAAGUAGAAGUACCUUACUAUAAUGACCUUAGUCAAAAGAAUAUAUAACUGGACUUGCAACAUGGGUUUUCUGGCAAACAUUCUUUACCUUCUUUCCUCCACUUCACUCCAAAGGAAUGUUGCAUCUGAAAUCAAUGUACAUCCCAAAUCCCAAGAACCCUAAUUUAUCCUGUGAUCAAAAUCAAAUCUACCCACUUGAAAAGCUUUUUUAAACUUCAUAAAUUUGUAGACUCCUUGUCAAAAUCUGAUGUUCCAAAAUGGCAAAAAGGAGAUGGCUCAGUUUACUCAAGCGGUUCUUCCUCUCAGAAACAUGUCAAAACAGAGCAAAGGAAAAGAAGAGGAUAUGGGUAUUCGGGAGGCAUAAACUGAAGAGGUUAACCUCCCAAUCAGCACCUUUAGAGCGACCAAAAUCAGAAGAAGAAAGAGUGAACCCUGUGACUCAAGAAGUUGAUGAACAGAAAAAAGAAACACAUGAUAAUAUUCAAUCCACGUCAUCAUGGUAUGGUGACAAUGAAAGGGAAAGUGAUGCAGCCAUCAAGAUUCAGACAGCAUUUCGUGGACUUCUUGCAAGAAAAGCUUUAAGGGCAUUGAAGGGACUUGUAAGGCUUCAAGCUAUUAUCCGUGGGCAUCUAGUCAGACGCCAGGCUGUCACAACUUUAAAGCGUUUGCAGUCAGUCGUAAAUAUUCACUCACAAGCAUGUGCCAAGAGAAUCCAAGUCUUGGAUUGCACUUCUCAUACUAACUAUCAAGAAAAUCGAGGAAAAGAUAUAAAGAUCGAUGUGAAUAGUCAAAAGAGGUGGGAUGACAGCAUUCUAACAAAAGAAGAGGAAAAUGCCAUGUUGUUCAGUAAAAGAGAAGCAGCUAUGAAGCGUGAAAGGAUUAAAGAGUACACAUUUAACCACAGAAUGUCUUCAGAAUCCGAACAAAGCAAAGUAAAUGGAAAAUGGAGGUACUGGUUAGAACACUGGGUGGAUACCCAAUUGGCUAAAAGAGAAGAUCUUCAAAAUAUAGGAAAGAAAGAAGAAUUUGAAAAUCAAAAAGUCAAAUUACGAAACCUAAGAACACCACAUCACAGGAAACAACGUUCAAUUGGAGAAGAACAUUCGAUGUCCAUGGUGGGAUCCGGAUCUCCUGUGUGUCCAACUUACAUGGCUGCAACAGAAUCUGCAAGAGCGAAAUCCAGAUCAUUGAGCUCACCAAGGCUAAGACCCAUAAGUGUAGACUCUUGGUCUGCAACUAAUUCUCCAUAUAAACAUAAGCUUUUAUCGCCUAUAUCUUCAAUCAAUAGUGAUGCAAGCAGUAGUCGAAUUUGGAAUAAUGCUAAUAAUGGUCGUGCUGGAUUCUCACAGAGAUCACCAAGCUUGAAAGGGGUUCCUGGUCAUGUGAAAUCGAUUAGAACUUCAAAAAAUCUCAGCUAUAAUUCAGAAAGUUCAGUGCCAAAUUGGGAUCACCCCAAUCAGUUCAGAUGAUUAUAUAUAUUAUAUCUUACCAGGUAAUGCAUAAACCAUAAUAUCUUCAUCCUUCCUGCAACUGUUUGUUGUAAUCGUUAUAAAUUUAAAUGAAAUUAUUAUAAUUUGAUCAUCUAUGUUGUUAGUUACUAAUAUUCAAGC
Molecule: messenger RNA, 1618 nt
Organism: Lactuca virosa
Lineage: Eukaryota; Viridiplantae; Streptophyta; Magnoliopsida; Asterales; Asteraceae
Source: the annotation of a GenBank genome assembly